Amphiprion ocellaris (clown anemonefish) is the source of this 2412-nucleotide messenger RNA. RefSeq names its product aldehyde dehydrogenase 9 family, member A1b (gene aldh9a1b). The transcript has 12 exons. Bases 171 to 1730 code for a protein of 519 amino acids. NCBI's taxonomy places the organism in Eukaryota, Metazoa, Chordata, Actinopteri, Pomacentridae. The record is from RefSeq and is a predicted model, not a curated record. Gene Ontology annotation, molecular function: aminobutyraldehyde dehydrogenase (NAD+) activity; 4-trimethylammoniobutyraldehyde dehydrogenase (NAD+) activity.
GUCGCAGCCCAUUAGCCCCGCCUCCUGCUGGAGCCUUAAAAAUAGCGAGAUGUAACGUACCAUUAUACUAACAGUCAGAUUUACACUCGUAACCUUCAAAAAACACAUUUAAUGUGCAGUCUCUGUGCGCAGUAAUUUAUUAAACUCGGAGCAGUCGGGCCUGCUUGAAAAUGCUCCAGAGGCUCGCUAGGUUGUCGUGGCGGCGGUCCGCUGCUGCUGCUCCUCUCGCUGUGGCGCUACGGUGCGCCUCCUCGGGCUCGGUGGACAUCACGGUGCCGCUGAACUUCUGGGCUGGGAAGAGAAGGAGAGGCCCGGAGAAAUGCAACACGGAAGAUGUUUACGAACCUGCAACGGGGCGCAUCUUGUGCCAUUUGGAGCCGUGUGGCCCUGUGGAGGUUGAUCAGGCUGUGAAGGCUGCCAAGUCAGCCUUUGGCCAUUGGAGCAAAAUGUCGGGGAUGGAGAGGGCGAGGACCAUGAUAGAAGCUGCCCAUAUCAUUGAGAGCAGGAGAGAGGAGAUAGCUGAGAUGGAGGUGGUCAACAAUGGGAAGUCCAUCACAGAGGCCCGUCUGGAUGUGGACUCUGCCAGACUGUGCAUAGAGUACUACGCAGGACUGGCCAGCACUCUGGCAGGCCAGCAUGUCCAGCUGCCUGGGGGAUCGUUUGCCUACACCCGCAGAGAGCCUCUGGGAGUCUGUGUCGGUAUCGGUGCUUGGAAUUAUCCCUUCCAGAUAGCCGCCUGGAAGUCAGCUCCGGCCCUGGCCUGUGGAAACUCCAUGGUGUUUAAGCCAUCACCAGUGACUCCUGUGACAGCAGUCAUGCUGGCAGAGAUCUACGCGAAGGCCGGAGCUCCAGAGGGUCUGCUCAACGUGGUGCAGGGCGGCCAGGAGACCGGCAGCUUACUGUGUCACCAUCCUGAUGUGGCCAAGUUGUCCUUCACUGGGAGUGUGCCCACAGGACAGAAGAUUAUGGAGAUGGCAUCUAAGGGGGUGAAACCGGUGACUUUGGAGCUUGGGGGGAAAUCUCCUCUGCUCAUCUUCCAGGACAGUGAUCUGGAGAACGCUGUAAGGGGAGCUCUCAUGGCCAACUUUCUGUCUCAAGGCCAGGUUUGCAGCAAUGGUACAAGGGUCUUUGUUCAGAGGGACAUUCUACCUGAGUUUGUGGAGGAGGUGGUGAAGAGGACCCAGGCGAUUGAAAUAGGAGACCCUCUGCUGGAGAGCACCAGAAUGGGGGCACUGGUCAGCCGUUCACAUCUAGAUAAAGUCUUAUCCUUUGUUGAUCAAGCAAAAAAAGAGGGAGCAACAGUGAUGUGUGGGGGAGAACCUUUUGUCCCGUCAGAUCCCAAACUCAGAGGUGGAUACUACAUGACGCCAUGUGUAUUGAGUAACUGCACAGAUGAGAUGACUUGUGUGAAGGAGGAGAUCUUUGGUCCAGUCAUGUCUGUGUUGUCCUUCGAAACAGAAGAGGAGGUGCUGCAGAGAGCCAACGACACCACAUUGGGUCUGGCUGCAGGUGUUUUCACCAGGGAUGUGAGACGAGCCCAUCGCGUGGUUGAACACCUCAAGGCUGGCUCUUGUUUCAUCAACAACUACAACAUCACUCCUGUAGAAGUGCCCUUUGGAGGCUUCAAAAUGUCAGGCAUAGGGCGGGAGAAUGGCCAGGUAACGAUUGAAUACUACACCCAGCUGAAGACUGUGUUUGUGGAGAUGGGAGAUGUGGACAGCCUGUUCUAGACCACACAGCCAGAGGAAGCUGCAGCUGUGUAACACUGAGCCAGAGACUCAACCAGGAGGUCCAAACAUCUCUUCCAUCACUCAGGGAAAAAAACAUCAAGUGAUUGUGCAAUUGUAUGUAACACAAUGUUAAGGGAAGCUGAGGCUGCAGUAUCGUAGCAGAAUAAUGACAAGAUUGCAGGUGAAAAUGCAGAAAAUUAAAAAUAAGUACUGUUGUCUGAGCCAAUCUGAUCUAAUUGAAGAUUUUAGUUUAGCUUCAAUUGAUUUCAGAUAAUUCAAUUAAAAUGAAAUUUAUAUUGUGCCUCAUGACUUGCAAUCAGCAGGUUGGUCUUAUCAGUGUUUAUCAUUUGUUUAGAGAAUACAAUUUCAACUGUAUUUUACGUAUUUGUACGACCAAUGUUUACAGUCAAACUUUAUUUUUUGAACUACAUAAAUCAGUCUUUUUUGUACACAUACAAUAGUAAAAAAUGAAACACUUUAAAGCAUUGAAUUGAUUAAAUUAAUCUUGAAUGUACGCUUUUUGUACCAUGCCAUUUACAUUCAGAACUGUGAAUGCAACAUCCUGCCUUGAGGUUAGGGUGAACUAUCAAAGGAACCCAUCUAACACAUUUGGGAAUCACAUAAAUCUUAUCAUAACAUAAACAGUGUUUGUGAAUAUAACAAAAUGAAGAAGUUGCUCAUA